AUGGCCUUCCAGCGUAUCCAAGCUAUGGAAAUAUCUGAGGUGAUUUGUGCUGGGAAAGAGAAUGAUUUACUUGGCCCGGCCGCUAAGGCUUCUCCUCUUGGGAUCAGAAAAUCCAUGAGCCAGGGCGGACAGCACGCAACGCAAAGUCGUGCCGAGGAGGCUUUCCCUGCGAAGCUCGCAGAGCCAAGGGGACCUGCGCCUGGCCUGCAGAAUCUGCCUCUCAGCGACCCGAACGACCCUCGCAAUGAUAAAUACCAUGAGAAUCUUUGCAUGUGGUGGGCGGCGGGUCUUACCAUCCGAACACGAUCGACCUUCAUACGAACUCUUCGUGCUGCACACGGUCAGAAACACGUCGCUAAUCCCGCAGCGUCGGCAUAUCUGGGCCUCGGUCAUCCAUACACUCGUCAUGUGGAACGGACCACUGAUGCAUCUGCUCCUGGCAUUAGCAGCGUUGGUCUUUUCUCGUCUGACAGGUCUGUGGCUGACGGACGCCAUCUGUCUUCAGGAAGCUUGCCGGCGGCCGAAAAUCAUGAAAUGAACACACUUCUUGCCUCCUAUUUGCCAUCAAGCAUCACUAACCGGGGGUGA
Aspergillus niger is the source of this 588-nucleotide messenger RNA. RefSeq lists its product as hypothetical. Bases 1 to 588 code for a protein of 195 amino acids. The transcript has 5 exons. The record is from RefSeq and is a predicted model, not a curated record. NCBI's taxonomy places the organism in Eukaryota, Fungi, Ascomycota, Eurotiomycetes, Eurotiales, Aspergillaceae.